AUGAAUAUGUAUUGUUUUGACACAUUUAUCUCAUUACAAGGAUUAAAUUCAAUAUUUCUAAUCAUAUCCAUUAUAAAAACGAUAUCGGACAAUACUUGGUUAAAUGAUCUACAAGAUCUAUCAAUAAAAGCAAAAUUUGAAAGUCAUCCACUUAAUGAAGGAUUUAUAUUACUUGCGGAUCAAACCACAAAAUCAUCACCCAUCAAAUUCAAGUCAAUUACUUCUAUACUACAUAAUAUUUCAUCAACAACAUGUCAGACUACAACAAAACAACCUACUACUACUUCUUCUUCUUUAACUCGUCAAACUUCAAUUCAAGAUGAUAGUGAUAUUGGAAAUUUUUUACAAGUUGAUGAAGAAGAAUUAAAUAGAGAACUGCUUAACAUGGACACUGUAAUGGAGGGUAGUACUACUGAAAGUAGGUUUUCAUAA
This is a messenger RNA of Adineta steineri, 432 nucleotides long. NCBI's taxonomy places the organism in Eukaryota, Metazoa, Rotifera, Eurotatoria, Adinetida, Adinetidae. The record is from the annotation of a GenBank genome assembly.